This is a messenger RNA of Pipistrellus nathusii (Nathusius's pipistrelle), 840 nucleotides long. Lineage: Eukaryota; Metazoa; Chordata; Mammalia; Chiroptera; Vespertilionidae. The record is from the annotation of a GenBank genome assembly.
AUGAAUUCUGAUUCGAGCUCUGUCUCCAGCAGAGCUUCCUCUCCGGACAUGGACGAGCUGUAUCUGAGGGACCACCACCACCGGCACCACCACCACCACCACCAGGAGAGCCGUCUCAACUCAGUCUCCUCCACGCAGGGCGACCUGGUGCAAAAGAUGCCCGGCGAGGGCCUCUCGCGGGCCGGCGCCAAGGCCGCGGGGGAGAGCAGCAAGUACAAAAUCAAGAAGCAGCUGUCGGAGCAGGACCUGCAGCAGCUGCGGCUGAAGAUCAACGGGCGGGAGCGCAAGCGGAUGCACGACCUGAACCUCGCCAUGGACGGGCUGCGCGAGGUCAUGCCCUACGCGCACGGGCCCUCGGUGCGCAAGCUCUCCAAGAUCGCCACGCUGCUGCUGGCCCGAAACUACAUCCUCAUGCUCACCAGCUCCCUGGAGGAGAUGAAGAGGCUGGUGGGGGAGAUCUACGGGGCGGGCCACCACUCGGCCUUCCACUGCGGGACCAUGGGCCACUCGGCCGGCCACCCGGCGCACGCUGCCAGCGCCGCGGCCGCCGUGCACCCGGUGCACCCCAUCCUGGGCGGCGCGCUGGCGUCGGGCGGCGCCGCCUCGUCCCCGCUGUCGGCCGCCUCGCUGCCGGCUCUCGGCGCCCUCCGGCCGCCCCACGCGCUGCUCAAGGCGCCGUCCACGCCGCCCGCGCUGCAGCUGGGCAGCGGCUUCCAGCACUGGGCCGGGCUGCCCUGCCCCUGCACCGUCUGCCAGAUGCCGCCCGCGCCGCACCUGUCCGCGCUCUCCACCGCCGGCAUGGCCCGCCUGUCGGCCGAGUCCAAGGACUUGCUCAAGUGA